Molecule: messenger RNA, 3647 nt
Organism: Pyricularia oryzae 70-15
Lineage: Eukaryota; Fungi; Ascomycota; Sordariomycetes; Magnaporthales; Pyriculariaceae
Exons: 5
Coding region: 1231-2820 (529 amino acids)
Molecular function (GO): acyltransferase activity, transferring groups other than amino-acyl groups
Source: RefSeq, a predicted model, not a curated record
AAACUCCACUACGGUCCCUAUCGCUUCGCAAAUUCCAGUGGAGUAGAUCCCUGGAGCUGAUUGGCAAACAGCCUGCAAGCCUUUCAGGCAGGUGCCCGGGGCUCACAUACAUAGCAAAGCAAAAAAAGUACAUUCCUCCAGGCGGGUUGGUCUUCGGCCCUAGCUCCGAAUCCCGCUCAGUAUCUUGGUGUUACCACCGACUCUUAGGCUCCAUCCCCAUUUUUUGGAAAUCCGGUAGAUUCGGCUUCCGAUUCCUCCACUACACAGCCAAACAUAGUGAUGGGCUGCACUACAUUUCAAGGCGGCUCGGGCUUUACUAGGGGCGCUUGGUUUCCUCGCAGUUCCCACAAAGUCGUCCACAGAUUGUCGCAUCCCCCUUCAUCCCGCGUUCUAUCAGCAGCAGAUCAUCGUCAUCGUUAUCGAAUCACAACCCAAAUCGGCCUCUUUCCAUUCCCCUUCAGCAACAACUGCAAGCACAGCUGUGUCACCACACAUUUCUUCUUCCAUUGCGACUGCACAUGCUCGUGUCUACAAACCCUAACAGAACGUGUGGUUCCCGCUUCUCUCACUGGGCCUCAGUCAAUACGCUCCAUUUAUCAUCUACCAGCUUUCGUUACGUCGCCCAGACCUGCUUGGACGCUUUUCUGUGUGUUAGAAGAUGGAUCUCUUGUUCAAAUCAUGCUGCACUUUGCCCACUCGAGCCUGUUAGAAAUCAAAACAACAUUGGCGCUCAACUAAAACUGUCACCGCCAGGAGUCUUCUUGACCUUUCAGUCGCUCUGCAACCAUAUAUCAACACUUAAAGACGCCGAUGGUCUCGGGUAUAUAUAAAUAACCACCUAAACCACCUAGCUAUCUAGCUGUCAUUGACUAGCUUGAAAGGGAUUUGGUCUUAGAUUAAAGGAGAACAUACUGUGUUUGUGGUGAACACACCAUACCUGUUCUCCUUGUUCAUUUGUUUUCCUUUUUUUUUUUUUUUUUUUUUUUUUUUUUUUUGGCCCUGAUCAUCCAACCACACCUCCCUUCACCGAGAAUUUUGGACCACUUUCUCGUAAAUGAACUCGUCCCUGGGACAUCGAAUACCCCGGUGCUAAGCUCCUUACUUAAUUACAAAGCCUUUGACUGAACUUGGUAAUAAGGCAACUUCAAAAUCAAGCAUCAUUGCUCAAAAUCUCCUCCAUUGAUAUCAAAUCUCCCUAUACAACUCGGGUUGAUCCCUUGCCUGCAGAUAAUGCACGCACCAGAAACACCAAUAGCUGUUCUCAUUCGGGAUCUCCAAGGAUGUGUUCCGAUUUCCAAGGUCAUAAGGGAGGGCGACGAUGUGGUUCUACUAACCCCCGUAGUGGUUCCACCGGUUCAAGGAACAACACAUGCCGCCGACGGCAGCAACACCAAAGAUCCCUUCGAGGAUUUUGGGCGAGCUCUGCUCGGACAUUCACCGCGGCCAAAAAUUCACCACGUCCCAUACACAAAGCGGAGUGGAAUCAGCGAAACCCACCUCGACAUCAUAAGAAACAAUGACGCCAAGUUGGUUAUUUUUGUCAUUUCUGGACCGCCAUUGCCGGGCCAGGCAUCGCAAGUCAAAAUGGCAGAGUACCUUCGGACCGGUGCUGGCGACAGACCGCUCGUUAUCGUGGCAUGCUUCAAUAUGCGUGAGCUCGAUGGACUAGGGACUAGUUUCCCUACAGUUGUCCAAACAAGUGGAUAUUCACCCAGUGCUUUGCACCAUGUGACGAACCUCAUCUUCAAGGGCGAGCAUAAUGGUAGUUCAGCCACGUUGCAGAACCUAGUUCUUGCGCCAAAGACGUGGGAGGUCGCUGUUACAAACAAUCUACUCGACCUACGACCACACGAAGAGGCGAUACAUGACCUUUGGUGUCAGACUUGGGGCAGAGAUAUGUCACCCUCACGCUAUGAGCUACAAUCUCUACUGAUUCGAGACGGCUAUGCAAAACACUACACUGUUCGUGAACCCGAAACAGGUGUCCUGGUUGGUUUUUGUGCGACUUAUACAACAUACGCCAAUCAAGGGGGGGAGCGCCUUGUUGGGUCUCUGGCCAUGAUCAUUGUCAAGCCUGAACAUCGAGGUCGGGGAAUUGGACGGAGUCUUCACGAUGUCGCCAUCGAGCAGCUUUCCCGAACUAGGGGAGUCUUUCGGCUCCAGCUCGGAAGCACUUUUCCUCGCCUCCUAUACGGACUUCCUGUGGAUAGCGCUUCGGAGGGAUGGUUUCGGCGACGUGGUUGGGAUUUCGACCAGAGCUCACCGGGCAAAGGACAAGAGGUCAGCGACUGGCACUUGGACUUCAACGACUACCCAACCCGGCAAUACCCAUCAGCCUCGGGACUGGUAUUUGGACCAUGUGAACUCUCCGAGUUUCCUGCAGUCCUCAACCUGGUCGCUUCGGAAUCUGCGCACAACAACCAGAUGGGAUGGUAUGACCAGUAUACGCAACUCAACAAUCCUUUUCUUGUCAGGGAUAUCAUAAUGGGAGUAGUGGGCCACCAAGUUGUUGCCUCAGCCAUUACAUACUUGCCCAAGUCCGAGAAUCCAGUCGCCAGUGAUAUUCCAUGGGCUGGUCUGAUCUCAAACGCGACUGGAGGCGUUGCGUGCAUCUGCAUUUCUGACACCAGCAUACUGGUUUCGAGAGAUGAGGCAAUGCUGGGACUCCUAGAUGCAUGUGUCAAGCGACUAAAAGAACAAGGCAUGCAGGGCAUGCUCUUGGAUGCUGUCAUGGGAGGUGACGAGGGGUUUUACGCCAUGGGCUUCCAAAAGCGCAACAGCUAUCGGGAAGUAUGGCGCUCUGUUCCAGAUGAGCGAUAGCACAUUGCGUUACAUCCAGGUGCGACGUCUUAGUACCUUCGUCUCCCGUUUCCGCCUCACUGCGAAGGCAACUCGCCAAUUCAUCAGGAGUUCACAUGGUCAAAAGGUCUUUGCAGCUACGAAGCGUCCUAAUGCAUGCUCAUACCACACAAAUAUGCACAUAUGUAAAUACAAUAUAUUUUUUUUCUAUCUUGUUGCACUCAGCGCCUCUGCCGGCACGAAACCAAGUUAUCUUUCGACAGCUCCAUGGCUGAUAUCUAAAACCCCGGAGCUUGUGGGAUGAGAAGACCUAGUCCAACCUUGCAGCUCUCUCGAGCGCGAUGGAAAAAGAAAUCAAGAACAGCGCAGUCCCAACGGGUUAUGAUGGUGACGUUAUAAUGUGGUAAGACAUGCUGCCUCUCAUGGCCUUUGAACCAUAUUUCACUACAACUGAUGGCCAGAGAAUCACGGGCAAACCAUAGCUCCGAGCAGACCCUGAACUAAGCUCGUGUGUGCCCUGCGCAACAAUACACCAUGCCCUGGAAGGAACGUAUCUCCCGGCGGACAAGGAUCUCAUAAGCGCCAAAAUAUGUACGUUUGCGGCACGGUUCAUCGGCCGAUAUGGGGCUGUGGGGUUACAAAGGAGACUAAGCCAGGAACCCAGUUGUUCGCACAAGCUCAAGCGGCAAGGUAUUGCUCAGAUAUUGACAUACCUGUUUGGGGGAGUUAUGCGACCCAAGGAAUGCGAUUUGUACUGAGAGACGUCGUGUUGGGCCUGGGCGAUGCAGGCUGUAGGCAACCAUAUCAGUAGCUGCCAAGUUUUAGAUGAUUAAUCUUCAUCCAGGGUG